UUUCAUUUUGGUUCGUCCAACAUAACAUUUCAACCUCAUAAAGUAAGUCGAGAAGAACGUAGUCGAAUUGUUGGUUUACAGAGUGGCGGUUUUCGGGGAUGUACAGUGUGGUUUACAGGUCUUUCUGGUGCUGGCAAAACUACGGUCGCAUUUGCUGUUGAAAGAGCUCUCAUUGAAAUUGGCGUUCCAGCUUACGCUUUGGAUGGUGAUAAUGUUAGGCAUGGAUUAUGUAAGAAUUUAUCGUUCAACGAAAAAGAUCGAAGUGAGAAUAUACGACGCGUCGCUGAAGUAGCUAAAUUAUUUGCUGAUAUGGGUGUUGUGGCCUUAGCCUCUUUUAUAAGUCCAUUCAAACGUGAUCGUAAUGCUGCAAGAAAAAUUCACACUGAGGAUGGUAUUCCAUUUUUCGAAGUAUAUGUCAAUACUCCUUUAGAAAUUUGUGAAUCAAGAGAUCCGAAAAAUUUAUAUAAACAAGCACGCGCUGGAAAAUUGAAAGGAUUCACUGGAAUUGAUAGUAUUUAUGAAGAACCUGAAGAUCCUCAUUUGAUUCUUGAAGCUGGUGUUGAAUCAGCAGAUGAUUGCUUGCAAAAAGUUAUGGACUUCUUGUACAGCAAGGGCAUUAUAUCGAAUGAAGCUAGGCAAAAUCAUAGUUUGCACGGAUUACCGAUACGAGAGUUAUUUGUGGAUGUAUCAACAAAAGAAAUACUAACGCUUCGUCUUAACGAUAUGCCAAGUGUCAAUAUCUCACGAAUAGAUUUACAGUGGUUGCAGGUGCUAGCAGAAGGUUGGGCUUCACCUUUAUACGGUUUUAUGCGAGAACGGCAAUAUUUACAAAGUUUGCAUCAUGGAAUACUAUUAGAUUUAAAACGUGAAUGUACCUCUGAGGAUGUUUGUAGUUUCGAUGAGUUUGAAGAUACAUAUUCUAAAGUUUUACCCAUCAACCAAUCUAUUCCAAUUGUUCUUCCCAUUUCGAGUGAACAGAGAGAAUUGUUGAUGCAAGGUAAGAGAAAAUUCGUCUUUAUCUUUAUUUUUAAAGUAAAAAAUUUCUAA
Molecule: messenger RNA, 1047 nt
Organism: Dracunculus medinensis (Guinea worm)
Lineage: Eukaryota; Metazoa; Nematoda; Chromadorea; Rhabditida; Dracunculidae
Source: the annotation of a GenBank genome assembly